CUCGGUUGACACUACGUUGCAUCAGUCGAACACUGCCAUGUGGAAUACAACGCAUUAUUACUGACUUGACCUGUCUGAUUUGAUGUUGUAAGCAAGCAAUAAAGCAGAAGAAUGUCCCAGCAUGCUCUAUUCUCUGCCAGCUGUAAGGCAUGGCGGUCUCUGUCAUGUGCACGGUCAGAGCUUCGGCUGGAUCUCACUCUGGGAUGUGGUCAGACCUUCAGAUGGCGCGAGACUGCAGAUGGUCACUGGACCGGAGUAAUGCGUGGAAAAGUGUGGACGCUAACACAAACAGAGGAUACUUUAUGGUACUAUGUUUACAGCCAUCAUAGAAAUCCAGGAACAGAAACCAGACAGAAAGGAAAAGUGGAAGAGGAGGAGCAGUUGUUGGGAAAAAUGUCAAAAAGAAUGAUUGAUAUGAAGCAGGAAGAGGAAGGGUUGUGCACGGUAGUGUCAGAACCUGACAAAAAAGAGGAGGAACUUCUGAGGGACUAUUUUCAGUUAGAUGUUAAAUUAGGGGAUCUUUACAAGAACUGGAGCACCGUGGAUCCACACUUUAAACACACAGCAAACAUCUUCACAGGAGUGCGUUUGCUGCGACAAGAUCCUGUGGAGUGUCUUUUCUCAUUCAUCUGUAGCUCUAAUAAUCACAUCUCUCGGAUUCAGGGCAUGGUCGAAAGACUAUGUCAGACCCUCGGGACUCUCCUCUGCAAGCUUGAUGAUGUGGCCUAUCAUGAUUUUCCAUCUUUGCAAGAUCUUACAGAUCCUUGUGUGGAGAUGCGUUUGCGUGACCUAGGAUUUGGCUACCGUGCACGUUUCCUGCAACAGAGCUCACAGAUGAUCAUAAACUCUCAUGACCCUGAUUGGCUACAGUCACUCCGCAGCACCCCCUACCUGCAGGCCAGAGAUGCGCUGAGAACUCUUCCGGGAGUUGGUCUGAAAGUGGCUGACUGUGUUUGUCUGAUGUCACUGGACAAGUUUGAGGCUCUUCCUGUGGAUACACAUGUGUGGCAGAUUGCCAAACGUGACUACAACUUUGCUCCCGGUACCAGCCAGAAGACCUUGACUGAUAGAGUCUACAAGGAGAUUGGUGACUUCUAUAGAAAACUCUGGGGUCCUUAUGCAGGCUGGGCACAGUCUGUACUCUUCUGUGCUGAUCUAAAGAAGUUUCAGAAGCUGAAAGAAGAGGUAUUGACUGAUGAUAAAACAGAACUGAAGAUAAAUGCGAGAAAACGUGACCGAUGUGAAGAAAAACAGAAAACACAAAAGAAAAAAAGCAAGAAGCAGCAGAGGACAUAAAAUUAUGUGAUAAUGUGGAUAGAAUUCAUCACUAAUCAACCUGCACAGUAAGUCUGCUUAACUCGUGUAUGCUAUAUUUUGUAAGCAAAGAUUUAACUCAUUUAUCAAAAUCUCAAACAGCUUAAUUUGAAACGGGUAAUUUCAAACAAAGUAUAGUCUACACACUUACGCAGUGUAGUAGUGUGCAUUUAAACACACUCAAGGGUUUGUCUUUGCUCCAGGAUAUUUGAGGAGAAAAAAAAGAAUAAAUCAACAUUUGAUAAAAAAAAAAACCAUUGUGUUUUACAAAAUGAAAUGCUGAAUUUGCAUUAAACGCUAAUUUCCCCUCAUAAAAAAAUACACAAUUUCAGUGUUUACAAUCUCUUAAUUAUUUAUUUAGUGGUCUUUAAAAAUUUGGCUCAUUUUGGCAACACCAAACAUUCAUCAUUUACAUUGGAAAUUAUUACCAAAGUCCCUUUAAGGCAAAGAUAUAUACAUUAGAUAUCGCAUACAGACCCUGACCAUGCGUCAAUAGUGCUGCCUUAUUUGUACAGUGCUUCCAGGACGAAUGUCAUUCAACCGCACUAGUCAAGACCAAAGCCAAUGUGAAGAUGCUGGACUUUAGCGCUGUAUACGAAUGUAAUAACGAGCAAACAAAGACAACAAAGCACAAAGGCUUUGUGAACAAGUCGUUCAUAACGGAGAUUCAUUCAGAAACAAAUCGCUCUCUCCAUUAGAAUUAAAAGGGAAAGCAGAAGACGGGGUGUGUUUUAGGACAUGGAUUGGAUCAAAUUUAACAGGGAAAGAGGAUAAUACAUUUGUGUGCACACAAACAAAUGCUCUUUGUCAGCAAUGCCCAUGCGAUCACUUAUCCAUCGAUGUAGAAAAGUGGUGUAAAAUUAUAAUUUUUGGAAUUUAAAAAAAAUAUUUGCAAACUGACCACCGGGAAAAUUCUUGAUCAUAGAUACUGUAUAUGUAUAUAUGUGUAUUAAUCUCUGGCUCUGGAUGGCCAGCCCUCCACUGCACCUUGGUCUCACAUUUAUUUCAAAGAAGCGCUUCCCUGUACUAAAAUGGCGGCUCUAUUGACGCAUUCCUGCCAAUAGACAACAACAGCGUAGGCGACAUCUAAUGUAAAUAUCUAUGCCUUUAAGGCAAGUCAAUUCACUCGGCGGCCAUCUUUGAAAUGCCUUUCGGGCAUUCUUCAGAAGUAAUUCACAGCUUUGUCUUGAUGGCGAAUCUACUCCAGAAAUGACAAGGACUACAAGUGUACAAGUUGUUUACAAGUUUGUGGGAGU
Messenger RNA from Danio aesculapii, 2570 nucleotides. It is a transcript of the gene ogg1, whose product is annotated as 8-oxoguanine DNA glycosylase. Bases 112 to 1296 code for a protein of 394 amino acids. The transcript is spliced from 8 exons. Lineage: Eukaryota; Metazoa; Chordata; Actinopteri; Cypriniformes; Danionidae. Gene Ontology annotation, molecular function: damaged DNA binding; 8-oxo-7,8-dihydroguanine DNA N-glycosylase activity. Gene Ontology annotation, cellular component: nucleus. Gene Ontology annotation, biological process: base-excision repair; base-excision repair, AP site formation; nucleotide-excision repair. The record is from RefSeq and is a predicted model, not a curated record.